AUGGCCCUGACGGACGGUACGCGCCCGACGAAGGAAUCACUCGCUGUAAGGACCGCCUGGCCAUGGACCGCGCGAGGAACGUCUAGGGCGAGUGCCACCGGUUCGUCCCCGACCACCAUUACCUCCAUCGCCGGCACCUCACCGACGGUUGCUUCCCCUGCGGUCUUCCAUCCUGCGAGCUCGAGGACGCCCUCGGUCAGAACGACUGGGAACUUUCUACCGACGAGUUCCGCGAGCUCCUCCGUGGUCGAUCAACUGUCAUCGAUUGCCUCGACGGCGGCCGCUCAUGACGACGUGGACACCGAUGGUUCUUCAUCGUCGGCGUUCGAGUUGGGCGUCACGGAACACCUUCCAUCCGAUACCGCCGGUACGGUGCAUAACUUCACCCAGGCACUCUUCUCGAACUACACCGCGGACUAUGGUGGGGACGUGUUCAAUGGAACCGCGUUGGCGUCGGCCGGGCGAGGGUCCAGCGGAUCCGGCCUAUCACUCGGUUUGCCCGACCUUCUCGAGGAGGACGAGUUGAUGGCGCUCUGGAACUGUACCAACUGUUUCUUGCUCAAUUACGGUGGCGUCAAUAGCACGGGCAAGUACUACGGCAAUGGCACCGUGGACCCGCGGGACGUGCUGCCGACGGACGACGAUGACACCCUCGCCAAUGAGACGACAAUCUAUCUGAUACGUGUGAUCGCGACCGCCAUCGUGCUGGGCAUCGUCAUCCUGGCGACCGUUAUCGGCAACGUGUUCGUGAUAGCAGCCAUUCUUCUCGAGCGGAACCUGCAGAGCGUCGCGAACCACCUGAUCCUGUCGCUGGCCGUCGCGGAUCUGCUCGUUGCCUGCCUCGUGAUGCCACUCGGGGCCGUAUACGAGGUGUCGAAGGAGUGGCGCCUCGGAGCGGAUCUGUGCGACAUGUGGACUUCAAGCGAUGUCCUGUGCUGUACGGCAUCCAUCCUACAUCUCGUUGCCAUCGCGCUCGACCGAUAUUGGGCGGUGACGGAUAUCGACUACGCACACCAGCGAACUGCCCGCCGGAUCGGGUACAUGAUCAUCAUCAUCUGGACGCUGUCGGUGUUAGUUUCGAUAGCACCGCUGCUCGGCUGGAAGGAUCCCGAGUGGGAGACUCGCGUUUACCAGGACCUUCAGUGUAUCGUCUCGCAGGACGUGAGCUACCAGAUCUUCGCGACCGCGUCCAGCUUCUACGUGCCGCUGCUGGUCAUACUGUUCCUGUACUGGCGGAUAUUCCUGGCCGCUCGGAAACGGAUACGCCGGAGGCAGCAGGUAACUGCGACGCAGACGGCGAGCGGCGGCGGUAUGAUAGCGAACGUGGCGGGUGGCUCGGGCGGCAUCGCGGCGGCGGUCGUCGCCGUGAUCGGGCGGCCACUUCCAACGAUCAGCGAGACGACGACCGCCUUCACGAACGUCUCGUCCGCCAACACGAGCCCGGAGAAGGGCUCGCUUGGGAACGGCAUCGAGCGGGACCGGAUCGAGAUCGAUCCGCCGACGGCGGACAUCUCGAUGGCCUACCCGUCCGGCAACCAGGCGUCCUGCUCGUCGGCCCGCCCGCCCUCGUCGGGGCUCGCCUCGCGCAAGAAGGCACAGUCCUCGACCGAUUCGAAGCGCGAGCGGAAGGCCGCCAAAACGCUAGCCAUCAUAACCGGUGCGUUCGUGUGCUGCUGGCUGCCGUUCUUCAUCAUAGCGAUCCUGCUCCCGACCUGCACCAGCUGCGACAUCAGCCCGCUCAUCACGAGCGUCUGCCUGUGGCUCGGUUACUUCAACUCGACGCUCAACCCGAUCAUCUACACCAUCUUCAGCCCGGAGUUUCGGCACGCGUUCAAGCGCAUCCUUUGCGGGCGAAGGUACAGCUUGCGGCGCACGCGAAACCUCGGCGUUCGGCACAUGCGAUAG
This is a messenger RNA of Anopheles nili, 1905 nucleotides long. Its product is annotated as 5-hydroxytryptamine receptor-like. The record is from RefSeq and is a predicted model, not a curated record. The transcript is spliced from 4 exons. Bases 1 to 1905 code for a protein of 634 amino acids. NCBI's taxonomy places the organism in Eukaryota, Metazoa, Arthropoda, Insecta, Diptera, Culicidae. Gene Ontology annotation, molecular function: G protein-coupled amine receptor activity. Gene Ontology annotation, biological process: adenylate cyclase-activating adrenergic receptor signaling pathway. Gene Ontology annotation, cellular component: membrane.